Molecule: messenger RNA, 1350 nt
Organism: Episyrphus balteatus (marmalade hoverfly)
Lineage: Eukaryota; Metazoa; Arthropoda; Insecta; Diptera; Syrphidae
Gene: Ubc4
Product: ubiquitin-conjugating enzyme E2-22 kDa
Exons: 6
Coding region: 256-855 (199 amino acids)
Biological process (GO): protein polyubiquitination; proteasome-mediated ubiquitin-dependent protein catabolic process
Cellular component (GO): nucleus
Molecular function (GO): ubiquitin conjugating enzyme activity; protein binding
Source: RefSeq, a predicted model, not a curated record
AUCACCAUAGGACAUCUCUCUCAUUGCGAAAAAGCACCUUAUCACUAAAGUCAAGUUAGAAAAAGAUAGUUAGAAAACAUAAAAAUUUUGUGCAAAAUUUUACCAACAAAAAAAAUAUAUAAUUUAACAAAUAUUUAGUUCUCGUGUACAUUGUUCCGUUUUAUUUUUAACAAAAAAAAAAAACCCAGGUCACUUUUUAUCAAUUAAAAUCGUUACACCACAGAGGAGAAUAAUCAACGACAAAAAUUAAUCAGAAUGGCUGAUAUGGCAGUAUCCCGCAUCAAAAGGGAAUUCAAAGAAGUUAUGCGAAGCGAUGAGAUAGUUCAAUGUUCAAUUAAAAUUGAAUUAAUCCAUGAUGAUUGGACACAAUUGAAGGGAGAAAUUGCUGGACCGCCAGACACACCUUAUGAGGGUGGCAAAUUUAUUCUUGAGAUUAAAGUGCCCGAAACUUAUCCAUUCAAUCCGCCCAAGGUUCGAUUCAUAACAAAAAUCUGGCAUCCCAACAUAUCUUCUGUGACCGGAGCUAUUUGUCUGGAUAUAUUGAAAGACAACUGGGCGGCAGCGAUGACUCUACGGACAGUUCUACUUUCGUUGCAAGCAUUAUUAGCUGCGGCUGAGCCAGACGAUCCUCAAGAUGCAGUUGUAGCUUCACAAUAUAAAGAAAACCACCCUCUUUUUGAAAUAACUGCAAGGCAUUGGACAAAUGCAUAUGCUGGAGGACCCCAUAAAUUUACUGAUAUUGAUGCUAAAAUUCAACGUCUCAAAGACAUGGGUAUAGACGAACAUGAUGCCCGAGCUGUAUUAUCAAAAGAAAACUGGGAUCUAGAAAAAGCAACUGAAUAUUUAUUUAGAUAGCUCGACAAAAAAGGUUUUAAAAAAAGCAACACAUCAUGUUCAACGUAAAAAAUGACUUCAAAAAUAGAACACGAACAACUCCAUUUCUCUUCAAACAGGAACUUAAAAAGCAAAUCCUGUUAUUUAUUAUGAUAAUUAAUUAAUUUACUGUCUUAUUUGCUAAACUAAUUUUGUUUUUUGUAUUUUUAAAUCCCCAAAAAUUGAUUUUUUUAAAUGUUAUCGUUAUUGUUGAGGUGAAACCGAAAAGUGUUAUACAAAAUGUUUUUUUAUUUAAAACUUUCAGCUUAAAAAUAAAAACCCAUAGUACCUAUCUUUAGAAAAAAAAAAUACAGUAAUUACCGCUGAACAACAGUGAAAAUACUCUGAGUAUAGAACGGCUUUCAAGUGAUUUUGUCUAUCAUUUUCGUUUUGCAAAUAAAAAUAGAUAAUUCUUGUGCUAAACAUUUCUAAGCACAUUAAACAUAAUAAUAAUAUUGAAAAAUAUACAAAAACGCA